CACAUACACUGCAAAUAUGGCAGAUUUCGCACCACCACCAGGUCCCCCACCACCAAGAGUGCCCGAAGGGUGGAAAGCAAUUUGGAACCCUCAAUACUCCGAGUGGUUCUUCGUCAACAUCUACACCAAGCAGUCGCAAUGGAACAAACCAGAAGAGGCCGUCUUCCCGCCGGGCGAGGGAGCUCCCCACGGCGCCCCGCCCUCGUACGCCCCAGGCGGCCAUCCCACAUCAGCAACCGACAAGGGAAGCUACGGAAGCAACAACCCCUACGGAAACGUCAGCGAAGACGAGAAGCUAGCCAGGCGACUACAAGAAGAAGAGCAGUCGCGCGGAAGCGGUCACCAGGGAGCGUCUAGCGACUUCUACAACCAGUCGGGCGCCCCGGCCGCGUCGGGUUACGGCGCCCAGCAGAGUUACCCCCAGCAGGGUGUGCAGCAGUCGUACCCCCAGGCUCAGACUAUGCAGCAGGAUUCUGGCUCGGCGGGUAAGGCGAAGGGGCUCAUUGGUAAGUUGCUCGGUGGGAAGCAUAGCUCCGGUGCGCCUAUGCAGCAGCAGCACGGUUACGGUGGUCAGGCUGCAUACGGUGCUCCGGCGGGGUACUACGGUGGUCAGCAGGCGGCUUACGGUCGGCCGGCGAGAAAACCUGGUAUGGGUGGUAUGGGUGCUGGCGGCCUCGCUCUGGGCAUGGGUGGUGGGCUGCUUGGUGGAGCUUUGCUAGGCAAUGCAUUGGGCGAUGCUGGAGAUGGUGGAGGAUUCGGCGGCGAUGGUGGCGAUGGAGGGGGCUUUGGCGGCGAUGGUGGUGACGGUGGAGGCUUCGGUGGUGACGGCGGUGGCUUUGGAGGUGAUGGUGGAGGUGAUUUCGGUGGCGGUGACUUUGGUGGCGGUGAUUAAACUUUGAUCCGAGUCGAACGUUUGGCUGAGUGCAGGCCAUUUGCUACCUACCAGUAUAUCCUAAGACUACUACCUAUGGCUUGGCGUAUCAGAAUUUGUGGCUUUGGUGAAGAUGUGCAGGUGUAACUUGUCAGUUAAAGAGAAUAUGAUAUGGCCCCUUGAUUAAUCGAAAUAC
Dothidotthia symphoricarpi CBS 119687 is the source of this 1067-nucleotide messenger RNA. RefSeq lists its product as uncharacterized. Lineage: Eukaryota; Fungi; Ascomycota; Dothideomycetes; Pleosporales; Dothidotthiaceae. Bases 17 to 892 code for a protein of 291 amino acids. Gene Ontology annotation, molecular function: protein binding. The transcript is spliced from 2 exons. The record is from RefSeq and is a predicted model, not a curated record.